Messenger RNA from Triticum aestivum (bread wheat), 2631 nucleotides. Its product is annotated as glutamate receptor 2.8-like. The coding region runs from base 1 to 2631 and encodes 876 amino acids. Gene Ontology annotation, molecular function: G protein-coupled receptor activity; ligand-gated monoatomic ion channel activity. The transcript is spliced from 5 exons. Gene Ontology annotation, cellular component: membrane. The record is from RefSeq and is a predicted model, not a curated record. Lineage: Eukaryota; Viridiplantae; Streptophyta; Magnoliopsida; Poales; Poaceae. Gene Ontology annotation, biological process: G protein-coupled receptor signaling pathway.
AUGGAGAAAGCACGCGCAGCCAUCCUCUUCCUGCUACUCCUCGUCGAUUUCGCCGUAGCAGCACAAAACGCCACCGCCGGCGAAGCAGAUGGAUUCCACGUCGGGGUGAUCCUCGACCUGGGAUCGCCGGUGGGCAAAGUGGCGCGGACCAGCGUUCUGCUGGCCGUCCAAGAUUUCUACGCCGUCCACCGGAACUACAGCACGAAGCUUGUUCUCCAUAUUACGGACUCCAUGGGCAGCGAUGUCCAGGCUGCAUCAGCAGCUAUUGAGUUGCUGGAGAAAUACAAAGUGCAGGCCAUCAUUGGUCCCCAGAAAUCAUCAGAAGCUGUGUUCAUAUCCAGUGUUGGAAAUUUAACCCAAGUCCCCAUAGUAUCAUUCACAGCAACAAGCCCCUCUCUCACUUCUGAUAGUAUGCCGUAUUUUGUACGAUCAACACUGGAUGACUCGGCUCAGGUGAAUAGCAUUGCCUCGCUUGUACAGGCCUAUGGAUGGAGAGAGGUGGUGGCAGUAUAUGACGACACCGACUAUGGGAGAGGCAUUCUACCAUACCUCAUUGACGCACUUCAAGAAAUUGAUGUCCGUGUUGGGUAUCGCAGUGUUAUCCCUUCAACAGCAACAAAUGAGGCCAUGGUGCAAGAACUCAAUGGAUUGAUGGCAAUGCAAACAAGGGUAUUUAUUGUUCAUAUGUCAUCCACUAUGACCUCCCUUCUUUUUACAAAGGCAAAAGAGGUAGGGAUGAUGAACAAGGGAUUUGUUUGGAUGACCACAAGUGGAGUGGCAAACAUCAUCGACUCACUCAAUCCAAGUGUCAUUGAGGCAAUGAAUGGUGUGCUAGGAGUAAGAUAUCAUGUUCCCAGAUCACAAGAACUUGACAACUUAUCCAUAAGGUGGAACAGAAUGUACCAACACGAUAACCCGGAGGAGUCACCCUUUAAUAAACUAAGCAUUUUUGGACUAUGGGGCUAUGAUACGGUAUGGGCAUUGGCACAAGCAGCAGAAAAGGUUGGGAUAUCCGGUGCCAGAAAUAAGCAACCAUGGUCCAUUAAAAACUCCACAUGCUUGGAAUCAAUGGUUAUUUCCACUAAGGGUCCUGAACUCUUAAAGGCAAUCGUACAAAACAAAUUCAGAGGUUUAAGUGGUGACUUUGACCUUACAGGCAGACAACUUAAAGUUUCUGUGUUCCAAAUAAUAAACGUGGUUGGGAGAGGUUGUAGAGAAAUCGGGUUUUGGACUAUGAAUAGUGGACUUUCACGGCAGUUAAAGCAAGAAUACUUCAAAAAGACAGGACCAGACUCAAUGCCUGACCUAAAUCCUAUAAUUUGGCCAGGAGAGUCCACCGAAAUACCAAUGGGCUGGGAAAUUCCUACGGUUGGUAAGAAGCUUAGAGUUGGUGUGUGCUCGAGCGAAAAUCCAGAGUUUAUAAACACAUACAAAAAUCCUGCCACAAAUGUAACAACAGCGAGUGGACUGGUAAUUGACAUAUUUGAGGAGGCAGUAAAGAGGCUACAUCAUCCAUUUUCUUAUGAGUACCUAAAUUUUGACACAGCUGAUACAAAAACUUCGGGGAGCUACAAUGAUUUUGUUUAUCAAGUCUAUCGUGGGGAAUACGACAUAGCUGUUGCAGACAUUACUAUAAGAUACAAUAGAUCACUGCAUGUCGACUUCACCGUACCAUACACAGAAUCCGGAGUAGGGAUGAUUGUUCCAUUCAAGGAAAAAGUGAAUACGGAUAUGUGGCUUUUCUUGAAACCACUGAGCAUUGAGAUGUGGUUUGGAAGCAUCAUAUUCUUUAUAUACACAGGAGUUGCUGUCUGGCUGUUGGAGUAUCUAAAUGGCAAUGAACAUGUUCAUGAGGAGGAGCUGGAACACUUUCUAGCUAGAACUGUUCUACGUGUAUGGAUGGUUGUUCUUCUGGUACUUGCAUCAAGUUAUACAGCAAGCUUUGCAGCAAUGCUUACUGUACAGCAGCUUUCACCAACAGUGACUGAUGUUCAUGAACUCCAGAAGAAUGGAGAAUAUGUAGGGUUCCACCAAGGUUCCUAUAUAGAUGGUCUAUUGGUGGAGAUUGGUUUUGAUACAUCAAAGAUCAGGGGCUAUGCUACACCUGAUGAUUUCUAUAGUGCUCUUUCUAACGGAAGCAUUGCUGCGGUUGUACUCGAAGUCCCAUAUAUUAAAUUGUUUCUCACAAAGUACAACAAAGGUUACACAAUGGUGGGGCCUAUUUACAAGAGUGCGGGUUUUGCAUUUGCGCUUCCCAAGAAUUCUCCGCUACGUCCUGAAAUGUCGACUGCAAUACUCAACAUAACCGGAGGAGAUACUAUCAAUCAGUUUGAAAAGAAAUGGAUAGGUCAAAAUAGCCAUGAAAAUGAUGACAUGCCUGAUGGUUCAGGCACUAUCAACUUCGAAAGUUGUGGGGGAUUAUUCCUCAUAUCUGGAAUUGUGACAACCGGUUCCCUUUUAGUAGCCAUGCUGAUGAGCCGCUACAAUAAACAUCAACAAAACGCAGGGAACAAACGGGAUGACCAGAAUGAAUCUGGACCUGGGCAAGAAAAGGAGAAAAUGGAAGAACAAGGAGAUCAAAACAGCAAUGGAGAGGGAACUCAAUUGAUGGAGGGCCAAACAACAUUGUGA